Pistacia vera is the source of this 492-nucleotide messenger RNA. RefSeq names its product valencene synthase-like. The transcript has 3 exons. Bases 1 to 492 code for a protein of 163 amino acids. The record is from RefSeq and is a predicted model, not a curated record. NCBI's taxonomy places the organism in Eukaryota, Viridiplantae, Streptophyta, Magnoliopsida, Sapindales, Anacardiaceae. Gene Ontology annotation, molecular function: terpene synthase activity.
AUGCAGAAGUCCGAUCCUGAAGUUGAGAAGAGAAUUGAAACGCUGAAAGAAGAUGUAAUAAAGAUGCUAAGCAAUGCAGCAGGAAAAGCAACAUUGGAAGAACUAUCGACUCUUAUUGAUGCUCUUCAACGCCUUGGCGUGGCAUAUCACUUUGAAUAUCAGAUCAACCAGGCCUUACAGUCAAUUUACAACAACAAUAUUAAUGGUAGUGAUGACGAUGAUCUGUAUACAAUUGCACUUCGCUUCCGGCUUCUAAGGCAACAAGGUUAUUCUGUGUCAUCAGAUGUAUUCAAAAAGUACGUUGAUGAUAACGGUGAAUUUAAGGCCACAUUGGCAAAUGAUGCAAGAGCUUUGUUGUGUUUGUUUGAAUCAUCGAAUUUGAGAAAGGAAGGAGAAGACAUAUUGGAACAACUCCAACGAUUUUCUACUAGGCAAUUGAAAUUAAUGUUGCCUCAUUUAAACUCUUCUUUCGCUGAGGAAGACUUGUCUUAA